AGGGGAACUAAGUUUUGUUCCUUAGCUCAAUAGGGAAGCAGGGCCGGCCACAAUUUUUUUUUAGGAAAGCAAUCAGAGGACAAAAAUGGGGAAGGGGCUACUCUCUGAAUAAGAUAAACUGGAAGGACUAGAGCCUAUGGAACCUGAAUGCCUCGAGCUGCCUGUGUCUCAGGGAAUCCUCUGGUUUAUGCAGAUCUAGGCAAAAUGGCAAUGGAAGAUGAGACAGACAAUUGUAGGAGCGAGGGAGGACCAAGCUUAGGAGGCAGCGUCGUACAAAGCGAGGAGGGUCAGAAGGACAGAGAAUCGAUAAAUCCGGAUGGUACCAAGGGGAACAGGAAAGAUAUCUCCUCAGGGGAAAGCUCGGGAAAAGUCGGGGGAAGCAAGCAAGGAACCCAGGAGACCAGGGAGGGUAGGAAUAAGGACAGGUCGAGCGCACGAAAUUCAGAUGGAGCUGUAUCUAAGAAGGCGAGAAUCAUGGACGCGAGGCACAAACUAGCAGAAAUAGAGAAGAGAACCGCAGAGUACAAGGCAAGAUUGAUUGAGGAGAUGAUGAUUGGAAACGAGGAAGACCUCCCGCAGGAAGAACCGCCGGACGAACGGAAGGUCAACUUCAUCCUAGAAAGCGACGGACGCGACAGGGUGAACGCGACUACUCGACUAGGGACGGCUGAAAGAAGAAUUAUCCGUGACACUAUGAUGGAGGAGGUUGCUGGGGGCUCCGCGACCCAAGCGGAGCCUGAGAUCGGGGAACAAGAGAAAGUUUACGGGAAGCCUAGGGAAGAGGAGCCUACGGAUAAGGUCACCGCUGCCAAGAAAAAGUUUAGGUAUCAAAUUCCGAUCUUAACCAUGCCAGAGAUCGACGACACCCUGAGCAAAUUACUGGGAACCAUGGUGUCAGUAUCCCUUCAAACCAUGUUGCAAGUGAGCCCCAGACUGCUCAAAGGGCAUAGACAACUAUUGACUCGUCGACGAGUGGAGAUAGACGAAAAUCCAGAAUCACGGGAAGAGGAAAAGGAGGAAGAAGCUCCACAAGAAGUUGCUAAUCUUCAAAGGAGUCCUGGAGAUAUGGAGGAUCUAGAAAAGGCUUUUGCGGAUAUCCGCUUGAGCUUGCCAGACUGUGAAGGUGGGGAAGUCAUGAGGGCUCCACACGGGACGAAGCUUAGUUUCCAUGCGCUGCCCGUAGGGAAGUUAAAGGUGCAGAUCGGGACACAUCACACAAACGCCCUAGUAGACGGAGGUGAGGAAAUCACACUCAUAAGGAGAGAUUUGACAACAAUUACCGGUUGUGUGGUUAACAAGGAAGUAAUGGGGAACAUCCGAGAGGCCGGUGGCGAGAUCCCGUUUUCAAGGUACGUCAACAAAUGUGCGGUCAAGGCGGGCAUCCGGGAGUCGAUUUGGUCAUUUCAGCGGAUGACCGUAUUAGACGAGAUGGACCACGACAUAAUCCUCGGGAGACCGUGGUGCGGCAAUGUAGAAAUGAUAGGGAUGCAUCUGCAUGAUGGCACAUACAUGGUAGACUUAGAGGACUCGGUAACUGGCCGUGGAAAGCUCCUCCGACUCAUUGGGACCGGAGGAGACCCACCUAAAGGAAAGUUGGCAACAUGGUCGCCAUCACUUGAAGAUAGCGCUCGAAAGGGGGCUUUUGCACAAAUGGAGGAUAUGAGAGAAAGGGUAGAAAUUAUGAUUGAGGAAGCGUUCAACAAGAAAGAAUGGAUCAAGAUGGGCCUGCCUCAAAAGAAGAGAAGGCAGGAGGACGAAAUCUUAGGUAUCAUGGUGGCGGAAAGGGAAUAAGAAGUUGAACUUCGAGCCAGCCUGCCCAAGCAGAAAGAGGCACGGAUAGAGGUACUGGAAAGUCGCACUCGA
Molecule: messenger RNA, 1863 nt
Organism: Chara braunii
Lineage: Eukaryota; Viridiplantae; Streptophyta; Charophyceae; Charales; Characeae
Source: the annotation of a GenBank genome assembly